GCUGUGAUGGCCCUAACAGGGUGCGGCGGGAUGAAUUCAAGAUCAAUCUACCGCAGACAUUGCCGCACCUGGGGAAUACGCGGCACGAUAUUCACUCCAACACCGCCUGCCCUUGAAUCCGUGACGGGAAAGACUGAGGUUCAAACUGUACUUCCUCUACAGCAGCCUCAAGGUGUAGCCUCUUCUGUCGGACAAACACCGAGUGUAACAAACUUCGCCACAUUCAGCGCAGACAAUCUCAGGUCAUUCGCGUGUCUUACGCCUGGGGCAACAAAGUCUCCCAAGAUAUGACGAACCGAAGAGUCAGAUUCGCGCUUCCCGAGCUCACCAUCCGCUACCAUGAUUCUCUCACCGAUCUCGGUCACGAGGAAGUCUUUAUUCCAACCGGCUUUGCGCAAUUCCUGAGCAAACUCACCGACAUCUCCGCUCAAAUCUCGGACAAGAUCAAGGGAGUCAAAACCCCACCCACAAAAGAUCAAGGAUUCACUCUCGCCGAUGGUUCCUGGUGGUAUCGCGUUGUCCGUGAUACAGAGAACAUCGACGCCAAUGGACUGACCACAACGGUCAUAGUCAGAGAAUGGCACGUUCUGAAAUCGGGCCAGGACUUUGACUAUAUGUGUCUGGAGGCCAGAAACGAUCGUGUCGUGAUUGAGAUUGAACAUGCUCAGCAACGCGCUCGCGAUUCUGCGCCGCAGAGGGCCGAAGAACUCAAGGCUGCGAUGAAGAAGGUCGAAGAGCGCAAGGUGACGACGGUGGAGAAGAAGGUCGACGAACACAAAUUGAGAGUGGAGAAGGUCAGAAAACCAAAGACGAUGGUAAAGAAGAAGAUCGAAGAGCCCAAGGCGGUGGUGGAAAAGAAGGUCGCAGAACCCAAGGUGAUGGACCAGAAGAGAAAAAAAGAAGCACCAGUUGACCCAUCUCCUUGGGCCAUUUGGGAGCAAUGGAUCUAUCCGCCCAUUAUUGUAGAUGGCUCUGGAAAACGUCGCUGGAGCCGCCAGAUCUGCCACACCAAAGAAUCUGAUGAGUCCGACUAGGCUGAUGAGUGAGGAGUGCUGACGAUGCUGGAAUUCUGGUGUUGGAUUGGUUGAUUGGAAGACAUUGUGUAUGAGUUGUAAAAGCGAGAAUUCAUGAUCAUGUUCGACACUGCUUGUCGUCAGGUACUGUCCAUUCAUUACUUCCCUCCCUGAUACCUCCUCGUUCAGAUGUCCUCUGGAUUAAUAGUGUCUCAAUUCCCUCUCUUCUCAACCAUCCUGACGGCCCUACUCCCAGGGCACCCUCCCGUCAUACAACGCCGUCAAAUCCUGUUUGCCCUCAAAGAAAACGACCGCUUCCACCUCUGCCCUGACACUCAGAGAUAAGCGUUGAAGCACCUCCAGUCUAAACACCUCACCCU
Molecule: messenger RNA, 1393 nt
Organism: Exophiala viscosa
Lineage: Eukaryota; Fungi; Ascomycota; Eurotiomycetes; Chaetothyriales; Herpotrichiellaceae
Exons: 2
Coding region: 288-1034 (248 amino acids)
Source: RefSeq, a predicted model, not a curated record